AUGGAUAAAGAUACAAAGAUAUGGUUAUCAGAUAAAGUAUUUGAUAUACUUGAAUAUAGAGAAGCUAAUUUGGUAGAUUACAUCUAUGCACUAUCUAAAAAGUCAAAUGGUGAUGUUACAAAAUUGAUGGACAAGUUAAAGGAUAAUGACUUUCCAAUCAAUGAUAAAACAAGAUCACUUGCUCAAGAAUUGAUUAAACGUACAACUCCUACUUCUAGUUCAACAUCAUCUUCCUCGUCAUCAUCUGCAACUGGAAAGGUUACAAUGUUUGGAACAGCUGGUAUUACAUUACAAUCAACUAAAAACAUUGUAUCAUCAACAUCAAAAGAAAAAGAAGCAAUGGAUUAUCUUAGAAAGAAUAAAACUUUUAAAUUGGUACAAAAUAAUAAUAACAAUGAUGAUCAAAGUAGUAGUAGUAGUAGUGAUGAAGAGGAAAGAAAAAGAAAAAAGAAAGAGAAAAAAGAAAAAAAGGAAAAGGAAAAGGAAAGAGAAAAGGAACAUACUACUACUACUUCUACUUCUUCUUCAAAGAGUAAAGAAAAAAUAACAAGAAAGAGUUCUUCUACUGGAUGGGAAGAUGAUGAUAAUGAUGAUGAUUCGACGACGACGACGACGGUCAAUGUACAAAAACAAAAAGAUAUAACAUCAUCAUCAAAAUCAAAAAAAGAAGAAGAACUAGAACGAGAAGAGGAAGAUGAAUAUGAAAGAGAACAAAGAGAAAUUCAAGAAUAUAAUGAAAGAUUAAGAAAACGUGAUGAACGUAAUACAAAGAAAAUUGAACCAAAAGAAUCAAAAGAAUCAGAGCGACGAAAACGUUUAGAACAAGAACAAGAUACUUUGGAUAAAGAACGUAUUCAAUCAAGAAGAAAAUUUUUAGUUGGAGAAGAACAAAAAAGAUUAAUAUUAUUAAAAAGAGAAUUGGAAGAUGAAUAUGAAUUAUUCAAGAAUGAAAAAUUGACUAAAAAAGAGAUUGAAGAUUUUGAAAGAAAGAAAAAAUUGUAUGAAAUUGCAAGUCAGCGAAUCAACGAUGUAGUGGUAGACGACUAUUAUCGAAUGCCAUCAUCAGAGUUUAAUCAAGAUGGAAAGAUUGAUAGAAAGAAUAGAGAAAUGGAUUUAUUAAAACCUCGUUGGGAAACUGAUAAACAAGGAUCUUCGACAUCUUAUAAUCCAGAACAAAAAGAAUGGGAAGCAAAUAGAUUGGCAAUGGCAAUGGAAGAACCACGUGGAAGUAGAAAACAACCACAAGAAGAGGAAUAUGAAUAUGUAUUUGAAGAUCAAAUACAGUUUAUUAAAGAGUCGGUUAUCACUGGUAAAGAUGAUGCUGCCAAUUUAUUGGGUGUUUUACCUGGUUCUGCUGCUGCAGACCCACAAGUAACUAAAAAAAUGUCUAUCGCAGAGACACGUAAAUCACUGCCAGUAUUUCCAUAUCGAGAGGAUUUAUUGGCUGCAGUGGAAGAAUACCAAAUCCUUAUUAUAGUCGGUGAGACUGGGUCUGGAAAGACUACACAAAUCCCACAAUAUUUACACGAAGCUGGAUACACUAAACGUGGUAAAGUUGGAUGUACACAACCUCGUCGUGUUGCUGCUAUGAGUGUGGCAGCACGUGUUGCAGAAGAGAUUGGAUGUAAAUUGGGUCACGAGGUUGGUUAUUCCAUCCGUUUCGAAGAUUGUACAUCUGACAAGACCAAGUUACAGUACAUGACUGAUGGUAUGUUGGUAAGAGAGUUUCUCACUUCACCUGACCUCGCCAGUUACAGUUGUCUCAUUAUCGAUGAAGCUCACGAACGUACUCUACACACUGACAUUUUAUUCGGUCUCAUCAAGGAUAUUGCAAGGUUUAGACCCGACCUCAAACUAUUGAUUAGUAGUGCUACUCUGGAUGCUGAUCGUUUUUCAGAAUACUUUGACGAUGCUCCUAUUUUCAAUAUACCAGGACGUCGUUUUGAAGUAGUACCUCAUUAUACGCAGGCACCAGAGGCAGAUUAUCUAGAGGCAAGUGUUGUCACUGUUCUCCAGAUUCACGUCACUGAACCAUUGGGAGACAUUUUAGUCUUUUUAACUGGUCAAGAAGAGGUUGAUGCAGCUGCCGAACUAUUACAACAACGUACAAGAGGACUUGGAUCGAAAAUCAAAGAAUUGGUUAUUACUAGAAUCUAUUCUACACUGCCAACCGAUUUACAGGCAAAGAUUUUCGAACCAACUCCACCUGGUGCUAGAAAGGUCGUGUUGGCAACUAAUAUUGCAGAGACGUCGCUGACGAUUGAUGGUAUUGUCUAUGUCAUUGAUCCAGGGUUUUGUAAACAAAAAAAUUACAAUCCUAGAACCGGUAUGGAGUCACUUGUCAUUACGCCAGUCUCGAAAGCAUCAGCCAACCAGAGAAAGGGACGUGCUGGACGUGUCGCACCAGGUAAAUGCUUCCGUCUAUUUACAGCAUGGGCAUACGAGAAUGAACUAGAGGAAAAUACAAUACCAGAGAUUCAACGAACCAACCUUGGUAACGUAGUACUGAUGUUAAAGUCAAUGGGAAUUAACGAUCUCGUCAACUUUGAUUUUAUGGAUCCUCCACCUCCCGAAACUCUCAUCAAGGCGUUGGAGCAGCUCUAUGCACUCGGUGCACUCAAUGACCGUGGACAAUUGACCAAACUCGGUCGUCGUAUGGCAGAGUUUCCACUUGACCCUCAACUAAGCAAGAUGAUCCUCGCAUCUGAAAAGUAUAAAGUGACAGAGGAGAUUUUGACAGUGGCUGCCAUGUUGUCGGUCAACAAUACCAUUUUCUAUCGUCCCAAGGAUAAAGCAUUCCAAGCCGAUGCCGCCAGAAAGAACUUUUCACAUCCUCAGGGUGACCAUCUCACCCUACUCAACGUCUACAACCAGUGGCGUGAAGCCGGCUACUCUGUACAAUGGUGCUACGAAAAUUUUAUCCAAAACAGAUCAAUGAAACGUGCACAAGACGUCAGAGAACAACUCGUAGGACUCAUGGAACGAGUAGAGAUUAACGUUGAAUCGAAUCCAGACGACUCUGAAUCUAUUAGAAAAUCAAUUGCAUCUGGAUUCUUUUAUCACACUGCCAAACUCGAUAGAACUGGUCUCUAUCGUACCACCAAAUACAAUCAAAGCGUCCAAAUCCAUCCAUCGAGCUCAAUGUUUCAAACUACACCCAAAUGGGUCAUCUACCAUGAACUCGUACAAACGACAAAGGAAUUUAUGCGCCAGGUCAUUGAAAUUCAACCUCAAUGGCUCGUUGAAAUUGCUCCUCAUUUCUACAAGGAAAAGGAUAUUAUAGAAAAUCAAAAACUUCCAAAAUCUAUUGGUAGAUCUCAAAUUAAUAAAUAA
Messenger RNA from Cavenderia fasciculata, 3333 nucleotides. RefSeq names its product DEAD/DEAH box helicase (gene dhx16). Gene Ontology annotation, molecular function: ATP binding; RNA binding. The coding region runs from base 1 to 3333 and encodes 1110 amino acids. The record is from RefSeq and is a predicted model, not a curated record. The transcript is spliced from 2 exons. NCBI's taxonomy places the organism in Eukaryota, Evosea, Eumycetozoa, Acytosteliales, Cavenderiaceae. Gene Ontology annotation, cellular component: catalytic step 2 spliceosome; intracellular anatomical structure.